AGUAUAUCGCAUUACCUUCACCGCGACCUUGGUCAGCGUCAUCGUCUUCAUCAUCGACAUGGAUUCUUCUCCCGAAAUGGAGCGAUUUGGCAUCUCAGACGUGGACUACGAAUACAUGAUGGACCCAAUGAAGCGGCGCUUCAAACAAUCACGGAAACAAAGAAUUUAUGGUGUAUUUGCUUCGGAUGAUUCUCAAUCAGAAGAUGAACGCAGCGGCUUCGGUGGCCGCGAUUCCAGCUUGAAGCGUAAGGGUGCAAAUUAUUCCGCACCGAUCACCUUUGUCAGUGGUGGAGUGAAGGUAGGGCCUUUUUAUAUCGCAUGAAAAGCCAUUCCAUCGAUCAUUUUAAGUGAUCAUGAUCGCGAAGGCAACCAUAUCGGCACGAGUUUCCGGUUGGCACCCGAUAGCCAUUCGAUGACCGUCCGAUGGGCGCAAGUUAAACCCCGCUCGGUACAACUAUUGAAUGGCUAUCGGGCCAUUAUAAGGAACUCCCGUGGCACUUACCCGUAUUACCCGCUUUUCGCUCUCCACUUAGACGCAUCUUGGCUCCUCGUAGAAACCUGCUGCUCCCCCCUCUUUCAUCACCAAGCCAUUCAGGAGCCUAGCUUGAAUGCCUUAUCGUCACGAUUAUCCGCUUACACGCCGAGCUGUUCUUGGUUUUUUGACGGAAAUCGGGUGGUCAACCCGUAGACUCAAAGGUCCGCGUUAGUUCGCUUGUAGUUCCAACUGGCUUAGGCUCUAUCUACCCGUUUGAAGAACCUUGAGUGGGGACUUACUAAGAGAUCGUCAUAUUGGCAUAUUGACAAUUAGCGACAUUUUAUGGAUUGGGAAGAUCAGGGCUUGCGGUUCUCUGCUUUGUUGCGUACUGUUAUCAGCUAUCUUGACACCAGCCGUCUGAUGCCGUCCACAUUAUAUUUUGCAGCAUAUGAGAGCCGUCACCGUUUUCCCACAUUUUCAUGAUCUCACCUGGGAUAAUAACCUACGAGGUAUUAGCUGCUUGCUCUCUUCGAAACAAUUUGAAACAUUGGUUGUCCGGGUUGGUUGUUCGGCUAUUGACUGGUUCACCGAGCCUGAUUGAAUCGUCCAUUAGUGAUCUCUUGGCAGAUGACCUUUGAAAGUGGCGUCUUCAGUUUGCGUUCCUUGGUAUUUGCCCAUUUUCCCCUGCGACCAAAGCUAUCAUUCGAUUUCUUCGCUGUGUAACUCGUUUUGGGCUGUACUUUCCAAAUCGCCAGAUAUCUUUCUGAAUUGUUUGUUUAUAGAGUCGAUGUCAAUGCGCAUGUUGAUUGAUUUAUUAGAGAAAAACCGAGCUUCGUGGAAAUUCCUUUUUUUGUCUUCAAUUGGGCAAUAAUCUCCGUUCUGUUCUAGUCCAAGAUAUGUUCCUUCUCAUCCACAUGCGCCGAGACCGACGAUGCGUAAUGCUUUCUGCAGGUCCUUUGAUGUUCUUGUAUCCUGGCCAAUACUUUCCUUCCUGUCUAGUUUACAUAGUUCUUUUCAGUUGUUCUCAUAUAUUCCAUUUGCGCUAUGCUUUCCCUAUACACUUUGAAUUGUGUUGGUUUGAGCUGUUGUUGCACCGCGCAUCACGCAUUCUACUGUCCUGUGGUGCAUCCGCAGUACAGCGAUAUCUUGUACGUAUGCUUCGGCCAUACGCGGGCUUCGGUAGUGCAGCAGUGCCCAAGCCCACACAGAGGGGACUCACCUGGAAUGCAACGGUCGCAGGCUAACCAAUGGAACCAGUGUACCACCGAUCCCGUUGCAUUUACGCUUUAGAAACAAAUGUUGGUUGCUAACCUGUCGGCCCGUUUAUAUUUUGCUUUUCAUCAUCGCGCCCCGUCGGUUUAAGAUUUGGUACGCCGUGGCAGUUGUCGAUGUUUGGUACAUAAGUAUUUACAGCUGUUAAAUUUUUUGACUAUUUGUUCCCUGUAGACUGUUGUUGCCACACCUCAACGACAUUUUAUCAUUGGAAUCAGCGAUGUUCCUCUCCAAUCCGUUCGUAGCUUGCUUCAAAGUCAUGUUGAUUUGUGUUCAUCUUUGCUGUGCCCGCAGACCCUGGAUUUGAGCAACCGUUUUUCUCGUCAGGAUAGUGUUAUCGCCUUACGUUAGAUGUUUCUUGCCUGUGCUCAGUAUCACAAAAUUGCAAUGCUCACCUUUGAGGUGGAAGCAUUGGAGUGGCUGCAUAGCACUGGUACAUCAUGGAACACAUCGCUGUGAGCACUAUACGAGCGUGUCCCAAGUUACUCCUUGAACACGUACCGCUUACGUUUAUCAUUACGCUACUUCACAUCAAUCCGAAGUUUUUUUCUAUCACAGCACGUGGACUACUUUUGGAAACCGUUUCCUUUAGGUAAAUAUGAGACUUAUCAUUGCAAAGAAAUCAAAUAAUUGUACUCGUGUAUUGGACUUUUUAUCCGUUAUUCUACCAUAUUCCGUGAUUUUCCACGACUGCGCAGAUUUCACUGUUUCCCACUCUAUGUCGAGACUUUUUUUCCCCGUACCAUGUUCAUCCAUGUCAGUCACCAGUGCCGUGUUCAUCCAUGUCAGUCGCUAGUGCCACAAAGCUGUCUAGCUGUUUUGAUGACCAUCCACGGUGUUCUUUCUCAUAUGCAGGUUGAAUUUGCUCUCUUUCUACAGGCCGGUGACAGCGACGCGACUAAAAACAAAGACGCAGAUGCGGAUUCAAUGCAAAUUUCGGAUGAUGAAGAUGACAAGCAUUUUGUAAAUAAACUUCAUGAUUCGGAUUCUGAAUCUUCGCCAGAUGAAAGGCGCAGUACUCGGCAAUUUCGAAGACCGCUUCUAACGGUUGGGGCCGGUAGAAGGGCGGCUGUGGCCGCCGCUGCCGCCAAAUCUGAUGCUGGAGGUUUCGGUGCAUGGGAACGCCACACGCGCGGUAUUGGAAUGAAGCUCCUUGAGCAAAUGGGAUAUCAGCCUGGCAAAGGCCUUGGGUCUGAGGGUCAAGGUAUUACCACUCCCGUGCAAGCCACUCAGAGGGUUGGUAAAGCCGCCGUUGGUUAUUUCGGCCCCGAGACGGCUCCUGCACCACUGCGCGGCAAUGAAGCAGCGGAAGUCAUAAGCGAAACUGCCUCUGGUCAACUCGAUGGACCUCGAUACAAAAAGAAGACUGCACCACGUCCAAAGGGUAAUAUUGUAUACAAAACAACGGAUGAAAUUGUGGCAAGUAUUUCGCCGGCCGAUCCGGCAUCUGCAAUCAAGCACCGUGGAUUGUUUUUAAACAGCAGUGAGAUGUCCAGGGUGAAGGUGAUUGAUAUGACAUGCAAAGAGCAGCGAGUCUACACGGGCUAUGAAGCUGCUUUAUCAAAGGCUGCUCGUUACACGCGCCAGCCAAACGAGGAUGUUGAAGUCGGGCCGGAUGCUGACAAAGAAAAACUAGUUAAGCGUCGCGAGGGUCGUCUAUUUGAUUGUCCUGCCCUGCGUCGUAAUCUCGAAAUGAUUCUUCGAUCUAACGAAGAUGCGAUUCGUAAGUUGGACCGGACUUCGCGAUUUGAAGAGGAUCACUGUGUGGCUUUGGAGCACGAGAUCGAAAAACUCUCCGAGUUUGUCAAAACGGAAUCAGUGGAAGCAAGACGCUUGCAGGUAGCCCUCGAUCUGAUCGCCCAAUUCGAAGAACACAUGAAACGUAUGGAAGGGGGACUCUCACCAGAUGUUAUCGCUUCCUGGAUGAACAGAGUGAAAGAAGCAUGUGCAGAAUUACCGGAAAUGCCUGUUUUGAUGGCUGCCAUGGCAAGACCGAUGUUGGAUACCUCUUUGAACGGAUGGAAACCCUUGUCGGAGCCCAACUUUUGCUUUCAACUGUUGUCCAAAUGGCGGGAUUUUUUCCAAGAUACAUCUGCGUUCGAUGUUGUGCUCGAGACGAACUGGCUGACCACACUCCGUCGCACUAUCGUUAAUGACUGGGAUCCUCGAGACUGCGAACCUUUACUGGAUGUUCUAGAAAUUUGGCGUCCUCUCAUUCCAGACCAAAUGCUCCUGCGUAUCCUGCAUGAAUUGGUAUUACCUAAAUUGCAUGAUGCUGUUUCGAAAUGGAACCCACUCACGGACACCAUCCCAAUACAUACUUGGCUUCACCCUUGGCUACCGUGGUUUGGAGGAGCCGAACAUUUGGCUGGUGUGCAUGAUGCUGUUUUGCAGAAACUGGGAACGUGUCUGACCAACUGGCAUCCUAGCGAUGGGUCUGCACAUUCAAUUCUAACUCCAUGGCGUAGUGUUGUGUCAAUCGGGGCCAUGUCCGCGUUCCUGAAUCGGCAUGUUGUCCCAAAGCUGAGUUUAACUCUUCAACAGUUUAAGCUUAACCCUGCUUCACAAAACAUGGACGGAUGGACAUGGGUCAUGCGUUGGGCUGACUUGGUCGGCCCGGCUGUGAUAGUGAACCUGUUGGAACAGCACUUUUUGCCGCGUUGGCUUACUGUUUUGUCCAAUUGGCUCAACCAAGGUGUUGAGGCUAAACGACGCGGAGAUCAUGCUUCCGCUGGCCAAGUGUACCAAGAAGUUGGGCGAUGGUACGCGGGAUGGAAAGGUCAGUUACCACCAGAGUGCAUGGAAUAUGCGGGCAUCAAAGACUCGCUCACAAAAGCUUUGGCGAUGAUGGAACGUGCAAUGCGUGGACUCCCACCCCAAGAACCAAAACCAAAUGUGGCCACGGACGCAAGUCACUACACUGCGCCAGUAAGAGCGGCCCCGCUCACGAGUAAUUUCACCUCUGCUCCUCUCGUUGCCCCGCCUCCAACCACAUUGCGGAAACAGGUGGAACAAAUCGCCGCUCAGCGUGGAUUCGCGUUUCAUCCGAUCCCAAACCGUCUGUUCGAGGGACAACAAGUGUACCGUCUGGAGCGGUUGCAUGUUUUCUUCGACCGCAACGUCAGCUUUGUCUACAAUCCCACGGACGGCGGUUGGCAUCCUGUUUCGCUCUCUGAACUUAUGUCAAAAGCGGAUUGUUGAGAUAUCUUCCCUUGGAUAUCUCGUAGUGUAUAUGAAAUUGCCAUUUGGAUUGAUUUCCACUCGCUGUACAUAUGUUUCAUCUAUAGCAACAAUGAUUUCUCGCACUUUCCCCGGC
Dicrocoelium dendriticum is the source of this 5063-nucleotide messenger RNA. The record is from the annotation of a GenBank genome assembly. NCBI's taxonomy places the organism in Eukaryota, Metazoa, Platyhelminthes, Trematoda, Plagiorchiida, Dicrocoeliidae.